Molecule: messenger RNA, 9747 nt
Organism: Tribolium castaneum (red flour beetle)
Lineage: Eukaryota; Metazoa; Arthropoda; Insecta; Coleoptera; Tenebrionidae
Product: titin-like
Exons: 1
Coding region: 24-8129 (2701 amino acids)
Molecular function (GO): guanyl-nucleotide exchange factor activity
Source: RefSeq, a predicted model, not a curated record
UCAUUCACACCACUGCUGUCCGGAUGCCCUCUAGUCAUAAAUCCGACGGCUGUCUAGACCAAUCGCCGCCAUUUACUAACCAUUACCACCCCCCUUCACAAACACAAUCCCAAAACGAUCUAGGUUUAAGACCGAAUCAAGCGCAAACGCAAACCAGUCCCGAAUACGCCUACAAAUCCAUCAUAGCCUUGCCCAAACGACAGUUGUGGCAACGCAGCGCCAGCUGUCGAGACCUGUACGAUUUUAGUUUCGAGGACUCGGGACAAGCCAAACGUAGAGCGGUUAAACCGCCCAAACCGGCGGAAAAAACCGCCAGUUGCGAUAAUCGAAAGUUAGACUCCCCCAUUACGCGAUACGACGACCAUCACGCCAUCUAUAGCACAAGUUCAAGGGACAGUAGUCUCGAAAUCCAUCAAGACAUUAUGAUGCCUGAUCAAAAAGUCUACUCUAGUAGUUACCCCGGAACCACCACUUACUCCCAAGAAUCUAUGGAAGACCCCGGUAAUUACGACCUGAGAGACUCACAAGACGACCUCUCACAUGAUAGUUACGAACUUAUCGAAAAGUCCGACGAUGACUAUAGCACCUCCGGUGACUACAAAUACAAAAAAGGCAAGCCUUUAAACACCCGGAGUUGCAGUCUCGACUCCGGGAAUUACCUCCCUUCGGACACCGACUCCGAAAUCGAAAAGCGCCACAAAUGCAAAAGUGUCUCAGACGUCCAGCAAGACAUUUUCACAAUGGACGACCCUCGGGACUUCCCCCGUGAAAUAAUCCCGCGCAAAUCCGACGGCAGUUUUUACAAACAUUUCAAAGUAAGCUCGCGCACAUCGAGCCAGGAAUCGAAAAGUGACUACUACGAGUCCAAAACGACAAAAUCAAGCCGCGAAAGUUUGAAAAAAUCCCGCGGUUCGCGUACUUCGAGUCUCGAAUCGAAGAGCGAAUAUUACGACGCUGCGUCGAAAAUCGAUAAUUAUCACCACGAUUUCGACCGAAAGAUCAGUUUCGAGAGAAACUACGGGACGCAGAAGGCUAGGGAUUACCACAAGAAAGAGACCUCGCACGUGCACUCAAUCAGUCUGCAAAACGUUGAAACCGAGCAGAAUAUCCGAGUCAGUCGGAUGUUGGAGCAAAAUACGGUGCCACGGACGCACAAAGCGUCCGAAAAAACCACCCACAUUUGGCCCGAAAGCAUUGCUGGGGUCCCGACCGAAAUCCGAACUUGGUCGAAACCCAGUACUCAACGGUCGACCGAAUCCGAAAGCAAUAUUUUUAGUUUUGAUGAAGACAAAAUCCAGUCGUUGCAAGACAGUAGUGAUGCGGACGUGUGCGAUCACGGGUUUAGUGUCGUUCCGAACAUCGACAAGAAGAAGUCGAAAGUUCCGAAAGAGGUUUUUAUGGAGUUCGAGCCGAGGCGAAUGCGCGAACCUUUACCCCUACACCAACCAAUUGAGCGGACGAAGUCCGAUCCGAAUUCGCUUUCCAGACAACGGUUUAACUCGAGUUCGAGGCGCUUAUUGUUGAUGCAUCAAAAAUCGAUCGAUUUGACUCCGGCCGAGUCGAGCGAUGAUGACUAUUUGUAUAAGCAAAUACCGAGCGCUCCGCCUGUUAUGAAGUACAGAGGCACUCAUUUCGAAAUGCCAACGGCCGAGUUUGGCCACUUUGAUAUCCUCAAAAGAGAGAUUGAGGGUCAAAAAACGAAAUUUGAAGUUCCUAAAAGUCAAUUCGAAGUGUUGGGUGCUAAAACACAGUCGGAUUUUAUCAAUCUUCCGCCGAAAAGUGACGAUAUUCCUUACGUUUUACACAAGAGACAUGUUAUGAACGGUACUGCCAAUAAGGACGAACAAGUGGAAGAACCACAAGAGCCGAAAAAAGAAAAAGAGAAGAAAAGUAAGCCGGUUGAAGCAGAACCGUUUCUCUUCACCCAAAACAUCGACUUGUCAAAGGUCGAUCCGAUCACUUUAGAGGUUGAUAAAAGUGAAAUGCCGGUCCAACACUUGUCCAGUCCUAAACGAGACAUCACACAUAUCGAUCCAGUGCUCUUAGAGGCUCUCAGUUCGAAAUUGAGCCAAAUUGAGAGUGAUUCACCGACAAGCUCGAAAACCGAAAGUCUCAAACCUCAGAAACUCCUCAAUUUAGCGAAAGAUAAACCAAUACCUAAACCGGAACUGCCGAAACCCGAACCCGAGAAAAAAGAACCUGAAAAACCCCCGAAAAUCGUCAAGGAAAAAAUCAAAACGGAAACGAAACCGAAACGAAUAAUCAAGCCUCGAAUGCAACCGGGUAAAAAAGGGAAAGGCAGCAAAACUAAAGUUCGCAUAACUUCGUUCAGUUCCGAUGAUGAAUCGUUGGACUCUGACGAUGUUUUCGGCAGUGCUGAGGCGACCCCUACUCGGAUGGAAUUUUCACCGCCUCAGAUGCGAAAAGAAAUGGAAUCGAUACUGAAAUUCGAGUCUGAAAGGAAGUACUUGCAGUAUACAAUGUCGUCGACGGAAGUGGAGGGUUCGCCGCCUCAAACACGCAAAAAGACCGAAAAAGCACAAUAUGAUAAUGGCUUAGACCCGAAUGUUCAACCCGAAUUGAGGAGGAUUUCCGAACGAUCAUUUUCAAUCCCGAGCUCUGAGGAUGAUCUCAAUAUGAAAACGGCUGACAUGCAGCCAGUUUUCGCCGAACCGGUGCAAGAAACCGAAGAUAAGUCACAAAAUGACACGAUCGAGGAGGAAUUAGACAAAACCGAAGUCAAUUUAGAUGAAGAAAGGGAAAAGGAGAAGUUGUUGCUUCAAGCCGAGAUUGAGAACGAUAUUAAGAAUCUCAAGGUGCCACCGAAGACGAAAAUAACCGAAAUUACUUCACCUUCAUUGAGGAAAAAGGGGCAAAGCCCACUGUUGUUUGCCCACGCUAGAUUGAAUUUAUCCGAAGGUUCGGCUUUCACACUCCUCCAGAAACAACAAGCGAUGGAAUCACCUCUUUCAGGUCGUAGAGCGAAAAGUUUGGACGCUCCUGUUAUACCUGUUAGUAGAUUACCCCCACUUAACGCUUUUUCGAGUAAAGAUGAUACGGUCGAAGAAGAACAAACUCACACAGAUGUGAAUGAAAGUGAAGUCGAAGAAAUAAUUGCCGAGCCGGUGAAACCACCACCAGAACCUGAAGAAGAACCCAAACCCAAGGUUAUAACCGAGAAACGACCGCCUAAACCAACACCUAAAGAACGAGAUCAGAUAGUACCAGAUGUGACCAAAGCGAAAAAAGCACCGAAACCGUCUCCACCUCUUAAAUCUGGAAGAGGAAAACCAGUACCAGCUCAACGAACUACCUCUUUGAAGGACAGUGCCAAGAGUCAGAAGGAAAAGGCACCGAAAGCGGCAACGAAACCACCAAAACCGGCACCAAAAACCGCCGUUGUUAGCAAAAGUGGACCCAAAGUGAUCAGUUCGAAAGUAACACUAGAGGAAGCGCCCGAAAAACCCGUACCCAAGCCACCCCCGGAAGUAAAAAGAACGAAAAGCCAAGAAGUAGGAGAGUCCAAGAAAGUUUUACCCAAAGAAAAAGCCAAGUCGUUGGAAAAGCUCGAACUGAAGAGAGUUUCGAGUAAAGAACGGACGAAAUCGCAAGAUGAAAGCGAAGAAGACAUAGCGAAACGUAAAGAAAAACAGCAGAUGUUGUACGAGACUGCGAUCAAACAAACGAAAACUUUGAAAAGUCCCGUCAAAGACACCCUUCCUGUGUUUCCGCAAGUUGAGGAAAUGGUGCGAGAACGACACGGAAAACUGGAAAUUAGUAUAAAUACGAUUGAGAAUAACAAAGUUUCCUUAGAAGAAGCAAUAAUAAUAACAAAGUCGCCCAAAAAGCUCGACAAGAAAAUGGACAAGAAACUAACAAAGAGUCUCGAAUUGAAUCUCGAGGAAAGCUCCGACGAGAAACCGAUGCAAAGGUUGGGGAAAAGCCUCGACUUGGACAAUCGCCCCAAAGAGGAAGAAAAACGCAUUUUCGACUUUCAACCCGAUUCGGUCAAAGUGGACGAAACCUCCCCCGAAUGCGGACUGGUGCAGGAAGUUGUCAAAGCGGAAGUUCACAAGGAAAGUAGCGACGUGGACGAACCUCAAGAGAACAUUAUUCUCGAAGGGACAAGUCUUGAUGUUUGGUUAUCGGUCGACGGGCAAAAAACGCUCGAAAACAUCAAACUCAUUCAAAAAUCUGACGAUUUUUUUGAAGAGCGGGCGUCAACUAAACCGCCAGAUUUGGGUAAAUUGGACGCAAAGAGUUCGUCCGAUUCGCAAAGUAUCGAAAAGACGAGUUUAGGAAAUUCGCUUGAUAUUAAAUACAUCGAUGAUUCGGGCGAUUCGAGUCACAAGUCGGAACAGGACGCUCAGUUGAUUGUUGAAAUGCAGAAAGCUUCUGACACUGUCUCGAAAUUUUUGCGGAAGAAAUUGGAAAAGAAGAGACUAGCAGCUCAGAAGGAAGUGCCGGAAAACAUCGUCCGGAUUACUAGUGAGGACGAGUCGUUGACCGAAGUUAGUGAUUUGAAGUGCGAGCCUCAAGAAGUCGAUUCGAAUCUUUUGGCUGUUGGGGAUAGUCAUAAAGACGCUUUGCUCAAGCUUAGCAUCGAAAGGAGUAGGUCUGAGGAUACGGGCUCUUGGGUGACUGUCGAGUGUGAUGAGUUUUAUGGGGCCGAGGAAUCUUUUGAUUACGAUCAGGCACCGUUGGAUACGCCGGAAAAAGCUUGCGUUGAAGGGGAACAAGAAGUCAAGUCACCGGGUGAACCUAAUCUUCUUACUGCCGUUAUCAAACACAGCAAAUUAGAUAUGUUGAAGCGAAGUUCGGACCAAUCACGGUCCAGUGAUACGACAGGUUCCUGGACCAGUGGCGAGAAAGACCCCAGUCCGAGUAACGUCAAAGAGAAUGAUGAUUCUAGUGUUAGUUGUGCAAUAGGUCGCUCGGUUGGUUUCAGUCAAAUCAUUGAAAAGUUUGCAAGUAAGGAACAGUUGGAUAAGGAUUCGCCUGAAAGUGAACCUCCGAAAAGUCCACGCAGCCCUCGAAGUCCCCGAAUUUGUGUCCUCGGACGUGCCUUUACAAUCGACGAAGAAUCACCACACAAAUACGAGGAAUCAAGCUCUGACGAGGCACACGAUAUACCCAAAGACCUAACACCGGUCCAAGAAGAAACCAACGGAGUUAAAUACAAGAAAACACCCUAUCCUUUCGAGGAAAAGUGGUCCACUGACUCCGAAUUGAGCCAACGUCUCCACCAAAAAAUCUCAAAGAAAUUAUCGGGGGACAAAAGUAGUAUGUCGUCAGUUGACGAACCGAAAAAUCUCCAUUCCUUCGACCGACUUUCGGUGGAAUCCCGAAAUUCGGUCGAUACCGAAUCGAGUUCGGGUAGUCUCGGCGCUGCUGCUCGCAUGCAAAAAUCCAGCGAUAUUCCCAAAGAACUGAGCUCAACAUGGCGGCCAUUUCCGCUUGAUAGUUCCGGUUCCGAAAGUUUCGACGACGGUCUUCUACCCCCGGAUCAAGAACCAGGAGAAAAGCAGGAAUAUUUCCUCGCUCGGGAAAGUUCGGGUGACUUUGCACCCCUGACUGAUGUUUGCUACAAAUCCGAAGAUGUGACACCGACUCGGGACGAUACGGAACUACCCGAAGAUUUGGCCAAUUUUCAGGCCAAUUUCGGUUAUCCUUGUCUCACUUCCGGUACGUUAUCUAUCGCUCUCGGUUCAGGGGGCGGUUUUUUAUCGCGGACUUUGUCGAGGAUUUCCGAACGAAGUACCAAUUCGGAGAAAUCAAGUCUGGAGGAGGAUUCGACGAAAGGUAGUACCCAGAGUGAUAGUUUGAACGACGAAUCAAUGGCAUCGAGUAACCCGCAAGUGAGUUUGAGCUCGGAUCCGCCCAGUCAUGCCCAUUUCAGCGAAGAGAAGAAAACACCAACCAAUGAAAAAUUACCAAGUCCGAAGGAAUUACCCAGUUUUGAGCAUACGCCAAUCAGUAGUUUAUUGCAGCGGCAGAUUUCCGAUGACCGACGGACGUCAGCGGAAAUGGCCGAAUUGUCAAUGGACGAUAUUGAGAUUAUAACAUCGGAACGGGGGUUGAAACUGAGGAGGCAGGGCUCUGAUGAUACGAUUAUAGAUGAGGAAUGUUUCGAACCGGUAGAGACCAAAGAUAAGAACCGAUCAAGUAGCCAAGAGAGUGAAGAAUGGCCUUUACCAGAUAUACCCCAACAAGAUAAGAGUACCUUGUUGGCAAUGCACGAAGUACCGAGUUCUGAUACCUCACAACAAACCACUCAAGUGUUCCAGCCUCCGCGAACAAGCAUUCCUAAAGUUUUUGGUUUGAGGGGAUCACUAAAGAGCCAGGAUUCGGAGCAAUGGCCGAGUCCUCCCUCAAGUGUUGUAGAACCACCAAUUGUAGGUAACGUAGAAACCUACUAUGUGACCCCGCCUGAAGAAGCAUGCAAAGUAACGAUUGACUCUAGUACGGUUAGUACCUACGACAACGAUUCAAAUUCUGAUGAAAAGACGUCAGAUUUAGACGGUGAUAAGACCCACACUUACGAAAACGUCGCAACUGAACAUAUCAGUGAAAGUAUUUCCGAAAGUCUCAGUGUCGGUGCUAGUGGUAUUAAGAUAGUGCUUGAUACGAAAUCGCAAGGCUCGAAUUCCGAUGAAGACUUGAACAUUUCGAAUUUGAACGACGAUGUUUUCACUGAUACUAUUGAUACUUCCAAGAACGAGUUAAGACCACCGACUGUAAUGAGACGAAGUACCACUUCGGACGAUUCGUCUCAUUCGCACUCGGGUGGUACCAAAAACGGGUUAAAGCCGCAACAGAAAGGUUCCCAAGGUUCGUACUCCGAGGAGGAGUGUACGAGCUCCAUGGGUACUAAUCUGGAGGACGGUACCGUCCGUUACGCCUUCAAACCGACGAAAUGUACCCACAGUUCGCACUCCGAAGACACAUCAAUCGCGUUAAGUCUCUCCGAAUGGUCCAACAGUACCAACACCGUUAAAUUCCAAAACUUGUCGAGUAACAGUGGUACCAAAAGCAGUUCCGGUUUAAAAAGCGACGACAAUUCCUUAACAGACAUUGCUCAAUCGAUUUCGGAAUGGUCAAGUAGUAACAGUAAGCAGCAACAAAGUACCAGCUUGCAAUUUCAAAAAUUAUCAUCAACGACUUCGACCGGUGAUAGUACUUUAACCGAUUUAAUUCCGACGAUUUCGGAAUGGUCGAGUUCGGACACUUCGAAAACAUUGGUGCCUCAACAGUUUUUCCAACCUAGUCAAAGUGUGGCCAGGCUAGGGUCUAGCGUCGACGACGGUGAUCUAGCGACUUUGGACCACAAGGGACUCCCAAGUCCUAAAAACAUUCCAUCAGAGGAUUUGGCCCAACUGGCCUGUGGUUUAAGUGGUCGCGAAAGCAAAUAUUUCAAGUCGACGGAACGACCUGUCGUCAUCCCCAUGCAAACGCAAUCCGAUACCGAAAAAUCCAGCAGUUCAAUCGAACAAAAAACCGUGCACACGCAACGCUACGACAAGGAAAAACAGAAAUACAUGCAGAAACACCAACCGUCGAAAAGCACCGAACGGCCCGUUAAAGUACCGCUCAAACUAUCCAAAUGUUCGCCUUACUAUUCAAGCAGUUUGAGUUCGGAGUCGACUCCUUUAGCCAGCACCAGCCCUAUUCCCAUGAGUAAAACCGCGACGGUACCGCUGACCCGCGGCCACCGAAAACCAGUGUCGAAGAGUCUCUUCCAGGCCAAAAGUCCCCCAAGUGAAAACGACUCAACGAGUUCUGUCGAAUCGCCCAAAAGCAAAUCGGAUCGAGACCGUCGUGGUUACCGACGGCGCAAGUCGCAGACGCAAAGGCGCCAGAAGCUCGAGAAGGAGCACCACAGUGUCGAUGAGUACUACUAUGAGGAGUACGGGUACCAAGCGAUGGGUGCCGAGAGCCCCCUGUUGCAGUACUCGGAGAACUUGGAAGAGGGUUAUUUGCCCGAUGGCGAUUCGCAGUCGGGUUCUGAUAUUUUUCGCAUGGAGAAGGACGACGAUGGGUACGACCUUGCCGAAGGCUUCGACGUGUCCUCGAUUCCGCCGCCCCUUCUUGAAGACGAUUUCGAAGAGGAACAUUCGCCGCAAAUUUGAUUUUAAUGUGAUUUAGGAGUUCUGGUCGGGGUAUCGUUUCGUUCUAAUGGCGCUGGUCGUUAUCGUUCUAGUGUUGUUUUUCGAACUUGUCGUUUUCAAUUUUUUGGUUUUCGUCGAUUUCUUUCGGUUGUGCUAUUGAGAGUACCCCGACGACUGGAUUAUAAUCAAAUAUUUGGGUUCCUGGCUGUGCCGAUUUGAAUUUGCUCACGCGAGUAGGAUAGGGUUUACAAUUUGAAACGAAGGUGCCAAAAUACGACGCCAAAUCUCGAUCGUGGUGGCUAUUGGAACUGGUUUUGCGUUUGUCGAAUGCGCACAAUUAUACCAAUGGUCAUUCAAUCAUACACAUGCAAGUCACCGAAGACUGAAAUAAUUUGUAAAUACAUUGUGACGUACAGAAAAUCAAACAUUUAACAUUAUAUACUUCAUUCGGGUGUUUGUGUGAUUUUUGCCAAUUUACGAUGUUAUUAUCCCUUUUUAGUUUUUUACCAAAAUGUGAUCUAUGUGAUAGUUGCCUUUUGCUUUUUAUCUCGAAAGGCAAUUCCAACGUUAUUCGCCAAAUUUUUUGCAUUUUGUGCAUCGUUUUUUUGUAGUGUUUUUUAAUAUCAUUUAAGUCAAUGAAAGAAGUGCCAAAACCGGCUUUGAUAGUACGGAACGAAAAGACAGUUUGAUAUUAUUAUUUAUAGGAAAAAAACAGUAAGCCUAACCCAAAUUUAUUCAUCGAUGUAUUUAGAGACUUUAUAUUUACUAGAAUCUCAAAAAUGUAUUUUGAACGCUUCUUAGAUCACUCCUAAAAGCCCUAUCGUGUCCUAUCUUUUUUGAUCAGUUUUUCAAUUUGGCAGGGAAUUUAGGUAGUGAACCUGGCCGUAGUACUAAAUUCUUGUAAUUCUAAUCAGUGUUUACGUAGUUGUGCAAAAUUUUCCCGAAAAACACUACAUGAGAAGAUGCAUAAACCAUUAUCUUAGCGUAAAAUUCACUUUUAGACAUAAUUCCAGCUUUACUAAACUAAGCUUAAACAGCAGGUAAAGGGUGAACAAAUCGGGCUUGUAGCACGUUUAUUUCAACUUAUCGUUGUGAUUAUGUCGAAGAGUUAUUAUUAUUGUAAAUACUGUGACCUUUGUUGAAUAUUGAAUCUUUUAACAUGCGAUACAUAUGUAGAGAAUUUUAUUUUACGCUGUUUCACAGACGAAUUGCUUGUACAACUCGACGGUCUAAUUAUCAACUUCAGUGUUAUGUUCCCGAUUGAGUACAAAAGAGAUUUUUGUAAAUAUGUUCAUUUCGUUGAGUUUAUUACGAAUGUAGGCCUAACUACGCAUUUGUAAUAAUAAUUCGAAAAGUGUUGUAGUCAAUAAUACGGUUUUCUCCAUUUUUACGUUUUUGUGAUAUUUAUAAAUAUGAUAGACGAGUAGAAUUAGGGUUAGUUGGAACAAAUGUUAACGUUUUUCGUCAUACUUUGUUUUGUUGAGAUAUUUGUUGAUUAUUAUGAUGCUCAAAGCAUGUAAAACCAUGAGGAAUUUAAUCACGUAGCGAAAGAAACCCAUGCUGUGUACAAUCAUCAUUUAUUUCAAGAUUCUUAAAAACUGUAAUCAUUUCAUUGGAAAUAAAACACAAUUUGCUUAAA